Molecule: messenger RNA, 2793 nt
Organism: Sphaerodactylus townsendi
Lineage: Eukaryota; Metazoa; Chordata; Lepidosauria; Squamata; Sphaerodactylidae
Gene: CYTH4
Product: cytohesin 4
Exons: 13
Coding region: 87-1274 (395 amino acids)
Biological process (GO): regulation of ARF protein signal transduction
Molecular function (GO): guanyl-nucleotide exchange factor activity
Source: RefSeq, a predicted model, not a curated record
AUUGCACUGAAGUCACUUUAAUUCUGAAGAAGCAAAGGGAAGUGAAAUCGGCAGCUACACUGCAGCUGGGGCCGUCUUGAGACUUCAUGAUGGAUGUUUGUCCCACCAGCUCCUCUGACUUGAGUGAGACUGAAGAAAUUGAGAUCGACGUGAUCAAGAAGCACAGGACAGAACUGCUAGAAGACAUUCAGAGGCUAAAAGAUGAGAUUGCUGACAUAUUUGAAGAGAUAGAUCAUUUCCAGCAGUCACAGACCAGCAAACUAAUCCAGAGAGAUAAAGUUCUGAGCACAGGAAGAAAGAAAUUUAACAUGGACCCAACUAAGGGGAUCCAAUAUCUGACUGAGCACAAAAUGCUGUCCUCAGAUGGGCAAGAAAUUGCCAGAUUCCUUUACAAAGGAGAAGGCCUCAACAAGACGGCCAUUGGAAAUUAUUUGGGAGAGAGGGAGCCAUUAAACCUCCAGAUUCUCCAGGCCUUUGUUGAGUGCCACCAAUUUGCCAACCUCAACCUAGUGCAAGCACUAAGGCAGUUCCUGUGGAGCUUCCGGUUGCCUGGAGAAGCACAGAAAAUUGAUCGUAUGAUGGAAGCUUUUGCCAACUGGUACUGUCAGUGCAAUCCAGGUGUUUUUCAAUCCACAGACACCUGCUACAUCCUCUCCUUUUCCAUCAUAAUGUUGAACACCAGCCUGCAUAAUCCCAAUGUCAAAGACAAGCCUCCACUUGAGAGGUUUGUGUCCAUGAACAGAGGCAUCAAUGAUGGAACGGACUUGCCGGAACCACUCCUAAGGAAUUUGUUCGAUAGCAUCAAGAACGAACCGUUUUCCAUCCCCGAGGACGAUGGGAAUGAUCUCACCCACACUUUUUUCAACCCCAGUCGGGAAGGCUGGCUCCUUAAACUAGGGGGCAGAGUGAAGACUUGGAAGAGGCGUUGGUUCAUCUUGACUGACAACUGCUUGUACUAUUUUGAAUACACCACGGAUAAGGAGCCUCUAGGGAUUAUUCCCCUGGAAAACCUCUCCAUUCGGAAAGCAGAUGACCCAAAGAAGCCAAACUGUUUUGAGCUUUUUAAUGAAAACUGCAAGGGCCAGAAGAUCAAAGCCUGCAAAACCGAUGGGGAUGGGAAGGUGGUUGAAGGCAAGCACCAGUCUUACAAGAUCUCAGCCGCCUUGCCAGAGGAGCGUGACCUAUGGAUUGAAGCAAUCAGAACCAGCAUUACUCGAGAUCCUUUCUAUGACCUAGUUGCAGCUCGUAAGAAAAAGAUUGCCAACAAAAAAUGAUCUACCGUCUUAGUUUCCUAAUGUUUAACUUUAAGAAAAAGACUUCCUCAGAGUUCUUUCAAGGAAGAAACUUGUGGUACCCCAGCUUCCUGUCUGAAACAGGAAUAGGACUGGUGAACUGGACUACAUCUUUCUAUUUCCAGAGCCAGAAUCUGAAGAAACGGACACAAUUUUCAGGAAUUACGGCUCUCUUGUAUUUGCAGAAAACAAAUGUAACAGCUUCUGAACAUCCCCUGACAUUUUAUGCAUCAUACAAAACAGGGUUAGAUGCUUGUGAUCCCUUGAUCGUGGAUCUAGGUCUACAUCAGCAGAUCAGAAGGAACUUGGAAAGAGAUGCAGCUGCCAUGUCUUUAUAUUUUAAAGAACUGAGACAAGAAGACCAGCAUGUCUGUGAGUGGAUGGCCAUUCAACUCCCCAAUGAGGCGGGAGAAGCUUGCUUACGUGGAAUCCUCUCCAGCUUGUUCUGGGAUCUCCUAAAUAAUUGUACAAAUCGGAGUGUUCCCUAGUAUGUCGCACAGAAUGAGGGAAUCAUUGAAUUCUGAUUCAAAGGGCAGAGGUCACCUGGAGGAGUAAAGGGACAUGGUGCACUGUGGUGGGGUCUGGCAAGAGGAAGCACUUCUGUAUUAUUUGCUCAUAGGGCCUGAAAGUGUGAACUGCUGCCAACCAAGGCAACUUUAAUGCUGAAGUGUGGAUUCUCAGGACAGAAGCUUCCAGCCAUCUUGGCUCUAAAAUGACAAUUCAGGGAGUGGGCAGUUCUUACGUUCAUUGAGCUGGCUGCCGCAUCAAUGCAGAAGCCGAUGGGGAAAGCGGUUAGUCAAGGGAUUAGUAAUACACUUAAAGGACAGACCCAUCCAGUGAAUCAAGAACUGAAUUUUGGACUGGGAGGCUUGCAUUCAAGCUCAAUUUCUGUUACAACUCACGCCAUGUCCUCAGACAACUCGUUCCCUAUUGGCUGGCUUCAGUCUCUCAUCUGUGAAAUGAGCAUUCAGAAAUAUCCUGGUUCAGUGGGAGCAAACAUGAUAACUACUCUGUAAAGCUCUUUGUGAAGCAGAAAUGCUAUAUAAAUGGUAAAUUGGGGAGGGGGGGUAGUUGGCACAGAAUGAUAAAAAAUGAUGUUUUGAAAACUCAAAAGCAAAGGGAUGCAAAAAUGUCUAAUGCAUCAACACACACGCUCAAAGCCUAAAGGAUGGACAAAUGCCAAUUUUUUAGAAAAAAAUAAAAAUGGGGAAAAACAUCUUACAGCCUUUGCCACUUUCAGACUGGUUUUGUUUUAUCAACACCAAACAGAAGCAGUCGGCAUGCUGAAUUGCUGUGGUUCUCAUUCUUUAUAAUAAUGAGUCCCAGCUGCAUAAUUUUAUUGGUCAUAUUUAUCACCUAUCUGGUUUUAAAUUAGCUUGACAACACUUAAGGAUGCAGAAAAGGAAGCCUGGAGGGUAAGAACCUAAAUUUAGGCCUCCAUUUCAAAUCCUCUCUUUGCCACGAACUCCCUGAGAGAUCUUGAGUAAAUCUUUGAACCUGU